AUGUGCUCGAAGAAGAGGUCAACGUUUCAAUCGGCUUUAUCAUCAGCUCCAUCAUUAGCAUCAGCAAUUUCGCAGUCAUCAGCCAACAGUUCAUAUCAUAGUUAUCGUGAACCUGAAGAAGAGGAAGAAAUCAACAAUGAAGUUGUCAUCGAAGAACUGGAUCACCAAGGGAACAUCGAGGAGAUAGGAGCGAACUGUGAUCAACAGGCCGGUGACGAGAGUGUCGUAGAAUGUGAGCAGUAUGUUGGGGGAGAGGAAGGAGAUUCAAAGCCAUCACCAAGCGAUGAGAAAGAACCGAAACGCAGUGAAUUGCUUGACUAUUUUCUCAAGUGUACCACUGAAGAGAAGUCGAUGGAAGCUGAAAGUUGUGGAGCGAAGAAGCGCUUACAGUUUUCUAAUUCAACCAAAGCGAAGAACGGAAAUGGAUCGAAGGUACUCUAUCUAAACUAUGAUGGACCAGAAAAUUGA
This is a messenger RNA of Anisakis simplex (herring worm), 468 nucleotides long. The record is from the annotation of a GenBank genome assembly. NCBI's taxonomy places the organism in Eukaryota, Metazoa, Nematoda, Chromadorea, Rhabditida, Anisakidae.